Molecule: messenger RNA, 1092 nt
Organism: Alternaria infectoria
Lineage: Eukaryota; Fungi; Ascomycota; Dothideomycetes; Pleosporales; Pleosporaceae
Exons: 4
Coding region: 1-1092 (363 amino acids)
Source: RefSeq, a predicted model, not a curated record
AUGACAAUGGAGACCAUCACCAACCUCGCAAGCAAUGCUGCCGGUGCAGCCUCCAAGCUCAUCUACGGCGACCAGACCAAGGCGGACGAGGCAGUCGACCAGACGAAGAACAACGAAACUGCCGGCAAGGAGCCUAUCUCCGGUGAGCAGGGUCAGGGCACUGUCACUCAGCCCUAUGACCAGGGCAAUCUUGCGACGGCUGAUAAGGGAACUUUCCUCGACUACUCGAACAACGAGACUGCGGGCAAAGAGCCAGUUUCCGGAGAGCUCGGUAAGGGGACUGUGACAGAGCCCUUUGACCAGGGCAACGAUGCCAAGGCGACCGAGAAGGCAGCCGAGAAGACCUCUGGCACAGAUGAGUUCCUGAAGCUCGACCCUACCACAAAGGGACCGACCGAGACCAUGACCGAAACAUCGACCGACCCCAAGAUCUACUCGGAUAGCAAGGACCCGUCCUACAUUGGCAUGCCCAUCGUCCCCCUCAACCCCGACGCUGCUACGUCAAACACUGGCGCUACCUCCUCUACAACCCAGGCCACUGGCAUCACGGACAAGGCUGGAGUAACGGAUAAGCUUUGGAAGGACACCCCACUUGACGACAUCAGUCGUUCAGGUGCGCCAGGUGCUGGUCCUACUGGUCCCAGCGAUGUUACUCCUGCGGCUCCUAGUUCCACGGCAACCACAACUACCAGCCCUGAUCCCGCCAUCAAGACCACUGCUCCCGACUCUGUAACCGGUGCUUCAAGCACAUACGCGGGUGGCGCUGAUACCGACACUAAGACUGAUGCCGAGAAGGCCUCUGCGAACCGCGACACUCCAGAGUGGACAUCAACAGGCGUUCCUUCUGACAGCAGCAACUUCGAAGCGGCUGCUGCCAAACAGAACGCUGCCUCUGGUUUGUGGACACGGGAACCCGGACAAAGUCGGGGUAGUACUGACGGUGCCGCAGGUAUAACUGGAGAGCAUUCAGGUCGCAAGUCCGAGUCUGCCGAUUUGACUACAUCCCCAAGCGGCGAGGAGAAGGGUGGAAAGAUGUCGCACUUGAAGGAGAAGAUGAAGAACAAGCUUCACAUCGGCUCCAAGGACAAAUAG